Messenger RNA from Closterium sp. NIES-65, 402 nucleotides. The record is from the annotation of a GenBank genome assembly. NCBI's taxonomy places the organism in Eukaryota, Viridiplantae, Streptophyta, Zygnematophyceae, Desmidiales, Closteriaceae.
AUGGGAGUGGGGCGGCAAGUGGAGCUGUGUGGGGCGGCGGCGUCGGAUGCGGAGAGUGAGACGGCAUUUCAGGCGCUCAACCCCGCUGUGGACUGCUCCUUCCUGAAGCCCUCCCAGGCCGUGUGCUUCGAGAGGGACCCCGGGGUGGCGAAUGUGACGGUGGUGUGCGACCAGUACUACUGGGCGCGCCUCAACGACACGUGCGACAGCAUCAGGCAGCUGGCGGAGCCUCCUCUCAGCCCCGUGGACUUCUACCGCCUCAACCCCGGCGUCAACUGCAACCUGCUCAUCCCCCUCAAGAACCACUCCCACUCCGCCACCACCUUCGGUGCUGAGCGUGACCAACUUCACAGCGGGCAUUUGUUCCAGGACCAGCACAUACACCAUCUCACCGGAGGAUGA